AUGCUAACCCAGUUCCUGAGCCAAUACAUGCUGCUGGCCCGCCUUGCCUCUUCCUCCAGCCUCCUUAGAAGCUCCUCCAUGCUGCAGAGUAACAUUGGCUCAGGUAAGCUGCACACCUAAAACCUGCUCACCAAACAAACUCACCUGUAUAAGCAAUAAAGUGUGUGGAGCUCACCUGCCUGCUGCCUGGCCAAUCAAAUUGUGCUGUUUUUGUGCCAUUAAUUAUUGCAGAAAACCCAUUUAAACCAGCCCCUGCUGCUAUACCUGCCUGACAUUCAGCCCCCUCCCCCUCUACUGAACACCUGACCCUUAGUAUGCCUUCAAUAUAAUGCCAGUAAUUAGCUAUCCCAACUACAGUGGCAGAUUCUGAGAAUCAGAUCCAUUGACUUUAUUGGUGCAGUCUUGCCAUGACAGAAUAGAAUGCACAUAGACACUCAUGGGAUAAAACCUGAAAGUGCUGUGGCUUUAAAUGCACAAAAAUUGGUCACAAUAUUACUAUAGGUAUUCUUUAGGUAUAUUGACAAGUUCUGAAAGUCAUAUAGGUAAGUGGUUUUGAUGUAUAGAUAAUACCCCUGCAUUCCAAAUUUUCUGAAAUUUAGGAAUUAAAACACUUUGUUUAUGCACCCUGAACCGUACCUCCCCUAUUGCACAAUGGUGGCGCAGUUGCUAGAUGGCAGAAAUACCACAACGUCAGUCCAAAGGUAAAUUGUAUGUCUCCACCUUAAUAUUGCCUUGAACCUGCCACAAAAAACCCCACACCCUAUACCCCGCCUUACGUUUCUCCGUAAACUAACUAUAGUAUUUUUGGGACCAGAUAGUGGUCCUGCAAGGGAACCUAUAGUGUGCAAAUGAUUUAUUUAUUUUAUUUAAAAGGUCUACAAUGGACCCAAAGGUCCCCAAUGUCAUUUCGGCACUACCCCCUCUCCCUUUAUGACUAAAAAAACAAAAUCAAAGCUAUUGACCAUUUACUUAGUCGUUCCAGCUGUCCAAUCCACCUAAUUUUUCAGUUGCACGCAUACUGAUAUCUUGACAUCUUCUCCUAGAAACAUAGAAUGUGACGGCAGAUAAGAACCAUUCGGCCCAUCUAGUCUGCCCAAUUAAUCAAAUUAGAAUCUGGUGCUUCUUGCAGAGGAAAUAUUGUGGGUGAAUAGUGCAUGUGGAAUUCGCUGUCCUUCACCAAUCAAAUGCUUCUCAUAGAGAAGCAUUAAGUUCAAUGUUUGUCCUCAUACAGUGCAUGAGGAUGUUGAACAUCUAGAACCAAGUCUGACUGAGAUGUGUUGUACACAUUGCUGUAAAUAGCAAUGUUUUACAUUGCGGGGGGUAAACCACCAGGGACACUGCAUACAGUCUACUUCAUUGAACUGAAGUCGUCUGGGUGCUUAUAAUGUCUUUAAAGGAGUCUAAUAUAUUCUGAAAGCAAAACUGUCACUUCCAAAAAAGUGACCAUUCCAUGUUUCCUCAGCCUAGUAAACACUACCUCAGAGUUUACUGGGAAGAAUAAAGUUAAUCUGUCUAUCCUUAGUUAGAAUUACAUUUAAUACUAAGGAUAGACUAAUACUAAGGAAAGAAAGAUACUUUUCGAACUACCUAUAAUACUACCUUUUCUUUUCUUCAGAAUAGAUUUCCCAAUAAAAUCUGCCCCCUUAUUGCACGUCACGCAGUGCCCAGUCAAUUAUGGACAGAGGGAGCAUAAUAUAACAUCUAAUUUAGUAAAAACACAUUUACAAGCUAUCAAACCAUAUUUGAAAAAAUAAUAUUGGUAAACACACACACACACACACACACACACACACACACACCACCGCCAUAACAUUAAAACUACUACUGACAGGUAAAGUGAAUAAAAUUGAUUAUAUCAUUACAAUGGCACUUGUCAAGGAGUGGGAUAUAUUAAGCAGCAAGUGAAAAUUCAAGUUCCUGAAUUUCACGUGUUUGAACCAGGAAAAAUAGACAAGUGAAAAUAUCUGACUUUGACCAGGGCCAAAUAGGGAUAUCAUCAAAGCAGCAAGUUCUGCUCCGGGUAUGCAAUGAUUAGUAACUACCAGAAGCUGUGCGAGGAAGGACAACCGAUGAACCACCGUCACAGGCAAGGGCGUCCAAGGCUCAUUGAUGCACGUGGAAAGCAAAUGCUAGCACGUCUGGCCAAACCGCAGAGAACAGCUGCUGUAGCUCAAAUUGCUGAAAAACACACAUUGCAUCGUAGUUUGUUGUGUAUUGGGCUGCAUAGCCCUAGACCAGUCACAAUGCCAAUGAUGACUUCUAUCCAUAGCCAAAAGCACGUUUACUGGGGACCUGAGCAUCAGAACUGGACCAUUGAGCAAUGGAAGAAUGUUGUCUGGUUUGAUGAAUUGUUUUCUUUUAGGUCAAAUGGAUGACCAGAUGUGUGAGCAUCUUUUAUCUGGGGAAGAGUUGGCAGCAGGAUGCACUAUGGGAAGAAUGCAGGCCGGUGGAGGCAGAGUUAUGAUCUGGGCAAUAUUAUGUUGGGAAACCUUGGAUCCUGGCAUUCAUGUAGAUGUUACUUUGACAUGUACCACCUACCUAGAGAUUGUUGUAGACCACUUACACUCAUACAUGACAAUUGUCUUCUCUGAUGUUAGUGGCUUCUUUCAGGACAUAAUGCACCCUGCCACACUACAAAAAUUGUUCAGGAAUGGUUUGAGAAACAUGAAAAAGAGUUCAAGGUGUUGCCUUGGUCUCCAAAUUCCCCAGAUCUCAAUCCAAUUGAACAUCUGUGAGAUGUGCCUGAACAACAAAGCUGAUCCAUGGCGGUUCCACGUCAAAACUUGUGACAUUACCUGACGAUCCUUUAAGUCCUACAAGACACAUUCAGAGAUCUUGUGAAGUCCAUGCCACAACGCUUCAGAGCUGUUUUGGCAUCAUAAGGGGGAACUACACAAUAUUAGGCAGGUGGUUUUAAUGUUGUGGCUGAUCAGUGUGUAUAUGUGUAUGUGUGUGUAUAUGUGUAUGUACACAUAAACUAAAUACCUGAUGUGUUAUUCGCUAAAGUACAGUUGUUUGGAAUUCAAAGUGACUUUCAAACUUGAGACCAAAAUAGCUGAACUGAAAAAAUUAUCCAAGUCAGCAAUGCUUCCAGUUCAACUACUUUAGCCUUGAAUUGGAAAUUCCCUUUGAAUUCCCAACAAUACUCACCUGAAUAACCCUGUGAAUAUAUUUUACAAAUUAAAAUAAAAUGCUUUCAAUAACAUUGUAGUAUAAAGAGUCCCGAUAAUGUGCUCCACUGUUGUCCAGAUGAGGUCUGCAUGCCUUACAGGAUUCUUCAUGGGGUGAUCCCUGCAGGCUCUAAUGGUUUCAUCUGUCUUCCAUAGAAGGUGGUGGAAGGGAUAAUGCUCUAUGUUGACAUUAGCUGGUAAUUAACAGAGCUAUGAACUCUUCACAUGUCUGAGCAAAGAGAUAAGGUCUACAAUCCACCCUGAAAGCCCUAAAGUAAACACUGGUAUAAAUGCUGAGCUAAAAAUGGUAAGACUUGGUUAUUGACAGAAUAUGGUGGUUAGACUGCAGGGACAUGCUCUGUUGUCAAUUAUAUCUGUAGUUCGCACUUCUUUGGCAUUCUUUUGAUUCAAAGGGACACUAUAGUCACCAAAACAGCUUUAGCUUAAUGAAGCAGUUUUGGUGUAUAGCUUAUGCCUCUGCAGUCUCACUGCUCACUUCUCUGUCAUUUAGGAGAUAUAACUUUGUUUAUGUAGCAGUCACACCUCCUUGCAUGUAACUUGCACAGCCUUCGUAAACACUUCCUGUAAAGUGCGAUCUAAUGUGUAUAUUUCCUUUUUUGUACAUUUUAUUUAAUUUAGUAUUUCUUUUUUUCUGCUCUAUUAAUGGCUUGCUAUGUAAUUAAAGUUCAAUUUACAGAGCAGGAAAUAAAAACAAAAAGUAACAUCUGAUUGAAAAUUAAACCAUAUUGUCCGUGCAGGCUGUGUCAGUCAACAGAAACAAAAGUUAUAUAACUCCUAAUGGCAGAGAAUUGAGCAAUGAGACUUGAGGGUCAUGAUCUAUCAACGAAAACUGCUUGUUUAAGGUAAAGUUGUUUUGGUGUCUGUAGUGUACCUCUUCUGUGAAUUAAUUACCUUGGCAUCUGAAAAGGAGAUUUAGCUCUGCACUUAUAUCAUACUCCUCAUAAAAACAAAUAAUUACAUUUAAAACAAGCCUACAAAGUGACUGUUUAGCCUGCUUUCCUUUAACCUUUAUUUUUUUAAAUUGUAACAUGUAUAUUAACGAUUUCUUUUUCUUUUUGUUUUUUUUGUCCAUAGGAAUGCACACGUUGCACAAAUUACUGUAUCUUUAUUUAAUUCAGACUCCAUCAUAA
Messenger RNA from Pelobates cultripes (western spadefoot toad), 4321 nucleotides. The record is from the annotation of a GenBank genome assembly. NCBI's taxonomy places the organism in Eukaryota, Metazoa, Chordata, Amphibia, Anura, Pelobatidae.